CACAUACCAAGCACAAACACCCAAAAUGCCUUCCAUCAUCAACCCAACCACCCUCCUCGUCGCCCUCCUCAGCGCCACCUCCACCGUCGCGCAGAAAGGCUACACCGGCACCAUCACGACCGAAGGCAUCGGCAACUGCCCGCUCACGCAGCACGCGGAGAACCACAUCGCGUACACCUGGGAGCCCACGAACGGCAGCGUCUGCGUGGAGCUGGGCCGUCCCUACGCCGACGGCUACCACGCCGGACUGUUCGGGGAGGUCGAGACGCCCGAGAGCGUCAAGCCGCCUCAUUUCGGAGGAUGCAGGGACUCGAAGUGUACUGAUUGCACGCUGGUGGAUAUCGAGUACGGCGACGAGCCCGGGCUGAUUAAGGUCGAUUGUUUGGAGUUGAAGGAUGCGCCGUAUUUGUUUGUUGGGGUGGGGAAGAACUAGAAGAUUUCCUCUUCUCUGUUUUGUGGGAGGAGGAAGGAAGUGAGGAGGUUGAACUGA
Aspergillus steynii IBT 23096 is the source of this 490-nucleotide messenger RNA. RefSeq lists its product as uncharacterized. Lineage: Eukaryota; Fungi; Ascomycota; Eurotiomycetes; Eurotiales; Aspergillaceae. The record is from RefSeq and is a predicted model, not a curated record. The coding region runs from base 26 to 433 and encodes 135 amino acids. The transcript has a single exon.